This is a messenger RNA of Galleria mellonella (greater wax moth), 4110 nucleotides long. RefSeq lists its product as uncharacterized. The coding region runs from base 1 to 4110 and encodes 1369 amino acids. The record is from RefSeq and is a predicted model, not a curated record. The transcript has 3 exons. Gene Ontology annotation, molecular function: nucleic acid binding. NCBI's taxonomy places the organism in Eukaryota, Metazoa, Arthropoda, Insecta, Lepidoptera, Pyralidae. Gene Ontology annotation, biological process: DNA integration.
AUGGUCAAGCUAGUUGGCUCGUCCGACGCAGAACUAUUUCUGUCGAGCGCGCUCGCUCCGUUCCUUCAUUUUGAAAACAAGAUUGAGGAAAAGGAACUACCAACUUUUUCGGAUUUAUUAAAAUUUUUGGAAUGUGAAAUACGAAAGUUGGAGUCCAGUGCGGUUCCUGACUCCAACACUUCUAUGCGGCGUAGAAUGCCAGCUCCAGCAGCGGUACGAGCUGCCCAUGCGGUAAUACAAAAUCAUUCUACCACAUCUUGUAAAUAUUGCGGGACAGCGGGUCACUUCAUUGUCAAGUGCGAGAAAUUUUUGGGUUUAACGCCUACUAUUAGAAAGCGUCACGUGAUAUCGAAUAAUUUAUGCUUUCGAUGUCUUAAUAGUCACAAUAUUGCACAAUGUCAAUAUAAUAGAAAUUGUUACAAAUGCAACUCGCCAAAGCAUCAUUCAUUAUUACAUUUUGACCUCCCUGCGGGGGCGCGGGAGCGGCAACAGCAAUCACCAUCCAAUCACAUCAUGAGUAACACGAAUGCUCCGGACCAUGUACCUCAGGUGACGAUCCCUGCGGCCACGGUUCAAUCGACGAGUACAAGUGUUAAUAACGUGUUUGGAGGAAUGUCAUCGCAAGCAAUACCCUGUGGGACCUACCAACAUACAGUUUUGCUAGCAACUGCUACGGUUCGGGUAUUAGAUUCACACGGAUAUUAUCUAGAGGCACGUGCUCUGCUUGAUGGCGGCAGUCAGAGUACGUUUAUUUCUGAAAAUUGUGCUAAUAAGUUAGGAUUAAAGCGGUUUAAAUCUAACGUAGUAACAGUCACGGGGCUAAGCGAUAUUCCUGUAAGCGGUUGUAAAGGGGUUGUUAACUUGACUAUUAUACCCAAGUAUGCGGAUUUACCUGUUCUCUUUACAACGGCUACAGUUUUGAAUAAAAUCACUCGUAAUUUGCCAGGGUUCUCCUUAUCACCUCGAUUAGAGGAUAAUUAUAGAGGAUUAGUUCUUGCGGAUGAACAAUUUUUUAUAAGUCGAGAAAUUGAUAUUUUGAUUGGUGCGGAUCUUAUUGGGGACAUUUAUUUAGGCGGCGGUACUAUCAAGGUACACGACCACUUACCUCGUGCGAUGAAUACGGUGUUCGGGCAUGUGUUGACUGGUCCUGUCACAUUUAUGGCUACAGAUCCAUGUCCUCGGACUACUCAUUCUUCUCAUACAUUUUAUUCUAACAUUUCUACGGAUGAUAUUUUGAAACGAUUUUGGGAAAUUGAAGACCUUCCUCACGCGGUUAAAAACCCUAUGGACAUGGAGUGCGAGUCUAUUUUUGUAAGCACUCAUCAGCGGGAUAAGGGCGGUAGGUAUGUUGUACAUUUGCCUUUUUUAUCCAACAAACCUUUGCUUGGAGAUUCAGUCCCAUUAGCUAAGAAGCGGUUCUUGGCAAUGGAAAAACGGCUUCAGCGUAAUGACUCGUUGCGUAAAAAAUAUGUAGAUUUCAUGAGAGACUAUGCGGAAAAGGGACAUAUGUCACUCUGCGUCGGUAAACCAGAAGACUAUGUUUCCGGUUGUUUUUAUAUUAUAUGCCACCACGGAAUUUUUAAAGUAGGUUCGGAAAAUAUAAGGGUCGUAUUUGAUGCUAGUGGUAGCACUAGUAACGGAGUUAGUCUUAAUGAUUGUUUGCAUGCGGGGCCCAAGCUUCAGCGCGACAUAAUGGAGAUUAUUUGUAGAUUUAGAUUACAUAAAUAUGUAUUUACAACGGACAUCCGAAUGAUGUUCCGUCAAAUUUUGAUUAACCCAAAAGAUUGGCCAUAUCAACUCAUCUUCUGGAGAGAGUCCCCAGAUAUGCCUCUUCAACUUUAUCAAUUGAAUACCGUCACUUACGGGAUGAAGUCGAGUCCCUAUCUCGCGAUACGGACCUUAAGACAGUUGGCUGAGGACGAAGAAUCACGGUUUCCGGCGGCGGCGCGUCUUCUUCGUACUUCCGUGUACAUGGAUGACAUUUUGGGUGGUGCGGAUACGCUAGAAGAAGCACAAAAUCUUAAGCGGGAUCUGACCGGUUUAUUAAAAUUGGGCGGAUUUGAUCUCAGUAAAUGGACCUCUAACACCGCGGAGUUAUUGAGAGACAUAUCUGAGGAAGAUUUAGAAAAACCUCGUAUCUUUGUAGAUAAUGCGGACGGGCCUAGCUUCAUUAAAAUAUUAGGCAUCCAAUGGGAUCCCAGUAAUGAUAGUUUUUCUUAUCAUACCAAGCUGAAUGAUAAUGUAAUAUGUACAAAGCGUUUCAUCUUGUCGACGGUAGCUCGAACUUUUGACCCAUUGGGCUGGAUUUCUCCAAUCAUUUUACAAGGUAAGAUUCUGAUGCAACGGCUUUGGCUAUUAAAGUUGUCAUGGGAUGACAAACCACCUGCGGAUAUUGUUGCGGAUUGGCAAGGCAUUUUAAAGGAUUUGCCUGUAAUUGAAAGUUUUAAUCUGAAGCGGUUUGCCCUAGGAGAUUCUAAGAUUUGCUCUAUUCAUGGAUUUGCUGAUGCGUCUGAACUCGGCUAUGGCGCAGCUGUUUAUUUGAGAGCGGUCAAUAACUGUGGUGAGGUUACUGUAACUUUAAUGAUGGCUAAGUCAAGAGUUUCACCAGUAAAGUCCAAACUUACCAUUCCCAAACUAGAGCUUUGUGGCGCGACAUUAUUGGUACGGCUUACCAAAUACGUCGUGGACUCUAUUCAGAAUGAGGUGGAUAUUGAAGAUAUUGUUUGUUGGUCAGACAGCACUAUCGUACUUUCAUGGCUGCGGAUCUCACCUCAUCUUUUGCAGACCUUUGAAGGAAAUAGAGUGUCACAGAUUGUCAAUAGCGGUGUAGAUAUAAAGUGGCGGCACUUACCAUCGGAAAUGAACCCUGCAGACGUUGCAAGUCGUGGUUGUCGCGCGUCGGAAUUGCUCGAACACACAUUGUGGUGGGGUCCGUCUUGGCUUAAAGGUCAGGCUGAUACCUGGCCUCAGAAUAUAAUGAAAAAGGCAGAAGGCGAUUUGCCUGGUCUUCGCAAGACGAUGGUAAAAGUUCAUAUGGUACAGACGGAAGCGAAUCCCAUCUUUACGCGGUUUAGUUCAUUAACUGUACUGCUAGCGGUAGUGGCUUAUUGUUUUCGGUUUAUUAAUAAUUCUAAAAAUCCAAAUCAUAAAGUUACCGGUGUUUUGACAGCAAAGGAAAGGCAAUUUGCCUUACUGCGGUUAAUAAAAUUGGUUCAAACUACAGCGUUUGCUAAUGAUUUAGAUUGUAUUAAUCGAAAGAGUCUUUGUUCUUUAGGGUUGCGGCGGCUUAUGCCUUUCGUUACUACUAAAUGCAUUCAUCUUGAAUGUGUUACGGACUUAUCUACUGAUAGUUUUCUGGCAGCUUUGACCAGGUUUACAUCUCGACGAGGUCUCCCGAGUGUAAUUCGGUCGGAUAAUGGCACCAAUUAUGUAGGCACAAACCGACAUUUGGAUGAAGUACAGCGAUAUUUAGCUUCUCGGGAAGUACAAGCGGAGCUUAGUGGUACUGCUGCUAAACAAAAUAUUAAUUGGCGUUUUAAUGCGCCAGCAGCGCCACAUUUUGGAGGUCUUUUUGAAGCUACGGUAAAGGCAGCCAAAACGUUAUUACGGAGGGUCAUCGGUGACCAGGUAUUAACUUUUGAGGAGCUAGUAACGGUAUUUACUAGAGUAGAAGCGGUUCUUAAUUGCCGGCCCUUGUGUCCUUUGACACAAGAUCCUCAAGAUUUUGAAGUCUUAACACCGGCACAUUUUUUAAUCGGUCGAUCUUUGUUAUCAGUGCCCGAAUAUAAUUUUGAGGAUAUUCCUAACUCGCGGUUAAAUCGGUAUAAUCUUAUUCAGGCACUGUCACAGCGUUUCUGGAGAAAGUGGAGUGAGCGGUACCUCCAUACUCUUCAAAUUCGGAAUAAAUGGAUGUCUCCUACAGACCCUCCCAAGGUGGAUGAUUUAGUUCUAAUUAAAGAUGAAAAUUUACCACCAUUAAAGUGGAGAUUAGGCAGGAUUUUAGAGUUGUUGCCUGGUAAAGACAGUGUAGUACGAGUUGUGAAACUUAAGACUGCAACUGGCACUAUAACGCGUCCAGUUGUCAAGAUUUGCAGACUUCCCUCUAAUUAG